This is a messenger RNA of Cuculus canorus (common cuckoo), 4358 nucleotides long. It is a transcript of the gene FBXO21, whose product is annotated as F-box protein 21. NCBI's taxonomy places the organism in Eukaryota, Metazoa, Chordata, Aves, Cuculiformes, Cuculidae. The coding region runs from base 112 to 1923 and encodes 603 amino acids. The transcript is spliced from 12 exons. The record is from RefSeq and is a predicted model, not a curated record. Gene Ontology annotation, molecular function: protein binding; DNA binding.
CGCGCUCGGCAGACGCUCCCUGGGCCGCUCCCCCACUCUCGCUCUAUGCCGGGCGCGUUGGGCGCUACCAACGCCUUCCGCGGGGAGGGGGAGGGCAGGUAAACAGGCAAGAUGGCGGCGGCGGAGAGCUCGGCCCCGGCGAGCGAGGGCGAGGGGAUGGGCCUGACGGACCUGCCGAGCGAGCUGCUGGAGCUCAUCCUCUGCUGCGACGUGCUGGGAGCCGCCGACAUCGGCCGGGUGUCCUGCACCUGCCGCCGGCUGCGGGAGGCGUGCCAGCCCCGCGGCAAGGUGUGGCGGGAGCGGUUCCGCCUCAGAUGGCCAUCACUGCUGAAAUACUACAGCCACACAGACGGCAUUAGCUGGCUUGAGGAAUACAAAGCACGGCAUGACGCUGGUCUAGAAGCCCAGAGAAUUGUAGCUUCGUUCUCCAAAAGGUUCUUCUCAGAACAUGUUCCCUGUGAUGGAUUCAGUGACAUUGAGACUCUCGGAUGCCCAAGUCAUUUUUUUGAAGAUGAGCUAAUGUGUAUCCUUAACAUGGAAGGAAGGAAAGGUCUAACCUGGAAAUACUAUGCAAAGAAAAUUCUAUACUUCCUACGGCAACAGAAUAUAUUAAAAAAUCUGAAGGAGUAUCUGCAGCGCCCGACUGAUCAGCAGUCAUUUUUGGAGGGUGCCGUUUUAAUUGACCAAUACUGUAACCCACUGUCAGACAUCUGCUUGAAAAGCGUCCAGGCACAGGUGGAUGACAUCACAGAUAAAGUGCGUGAAGUCCUGCGAUCAAAAAAUCCAAGGCAUCCCAGCUUGGCUUCCAAGGCAGGAGAGGUCCUGAUUCCAGAAGUGGAGCUUCAGCGGCAGGUACUUGAUGCUAUGAAUUGUGUCCUGUACGAGCAGUUAAAAUACAAAGGAAAUGAGCUGGAUUACUAUAACUCCCUCAAUUCAUACAUUCACCAGGUUUUGAUCCGCAGGACAGGAAUUCCCAUCAGUUUAUCUGUGCUUUAUUUAACGAUCGCCAGGCAGCUGGGAGUCAGACUUGAACCAGUCAACUUUCCCAGCCAUUUUCUGCUGCGAUGGUGUCAAGGAAAGAAAGGAAGCACAGAUAUUUUUGACUACACCUACAUUGACGCCUUUGGGAAGGGGAAACAGCUGACGGUGAAGGAGUGCGAGUACCUUAUUGGCCACCAUGUGACAGAGGAGUUCUAUGGAGUGGUGACUUCAAAAGAGGUCUUGCAGCGUAUGGUGGGAAAUCUCUUAAACCUUGGCAAGCGAGAAAGCACUGAUCAGUCUUACCAACUCUUGAGAAACUCGUUGGAUCUGUACCUGGCCAUGUAUCCGGACAAUGUGCAGCAUCUAAUGCUCCAGGCUAGGUUAUACUUCCACCUGGGAAUCUGGCCAGAAAAGGUUCUGGACAUCUUGCAGCAUAUUCAGGCUUUGGACCCAUCCCAGCACGGGGCCGUGGGGUACUUGGUCCAACACACACUAGAGCACAUUGAGCGCCGGAAGGAGGAGGUGGGCCCGGAGGUGAAGCACCGCUCAGAUGAAAAGCACAAAGAGGUCUGCUUUUCCAUCGGGCUCAUUAUGAAACACAAGAGAUACGGCUAUAACUGCGUGAUUUAUGGCUGGGAUCCUGCCUGCAUGAUGGGACAUGAAUGGAUCCGGAAUAUGAACGUCCACAGCCUUCCAAAUGGCCCCCACCAGCCUUUCUACAACGUGCUAGUGGAGGAUGGCUCUUGCAGAUAUGCUGCUCAAGAGAACCUGGAAUACAACUCUGAGCCUCGGGAGAUCCCUCACCCUGAUAUUGGCCGCUAUUUUUCAGAGUUUACUGGCCUUCACUACGUAGCAAACACCGAGCUAGAAAUUCGGUACCCAGAGGAUAUGGAGCUCACUCGUGCCACGGUUCAGAAGAUCUACAGUUCAGGCAAGGAGUGAGUGCAGAAGGCAUUGUGAGGACAGAAGCAGCUGGAGUGUAGCUUUACCCUCUUUGCAAAACUUGCAUGGAAGGCAAGUUUGGUGACAAUCCUUUGGCUUAAUGCAAUGAAAACUGCGUUGAACUUUGUAACUGGUGCUAUAGCAUCUUCCCAUUGCCUGCCUGCCCACUCCGACGCAAAGGCUCAGGACACAGUCACAGCUGAGGCCAAGCGUAAGGAUCUUGCAGGGACAGUCAUGCUGGAAAGCGUGUUGUCCUUUGGAAGGAUUUGCACAUACUACUCAUUCUGUGAUCAUCUUGCCUAGAAGGUCUACGCACUGAGAUCCUUGGUGUGGAAUGUGGAAGAACCCCCUCUACCAGAGAAGGAAACUGCGUGUCCUUGCAAUAUUGUGGGGUUUUUGUUUGUUUGUGGUUUGUUUAGGUUUAUUUAAUGUAUCUGUCUCAUGCAGGCAAUAGUUUUUAAAGUCUUACGUUUCACUGUUGUCUUCUCACGUUUGAAUUUCUGGUUAGAGUUUGCUUUACCUCUGUAUUCUGAUUGUUCAUAGAGCUACUGUUCUGACUCGGGAUUUCCUUACAGGCUGGGAAAGAGCCCUGGCAACACAACUGUGGGCUUCCGGGGGUGGCAAGCAGAAUGAUAAAUCUGACAUCCAGUUGGCCUAAUGCAGAAGAUGAGCUUCUAGCCCUUUUCCAUGCCUGCUAAACACACCCUUUCCUUGUUCUUUGAUCUGUUCAUUCUGUAUGCCCAAGGAAGGAUCUGCAGCACAGCUGGGUGUGUUCCCAGGAUGAUACUGAACCUCGUGGCGCUGUUUCAUUGAAGCUUUGAGCUCAGUGACAGAAUGACUUUGAUAUAUGAGGAGUUUCCACUCGCUGCUGUCUCCAGUCCGUAGGUAUUUAUGCAAUACAGUGGGAUCGUGACUGGAAACAGGCCAACCCUGGAGUCAGCCAAACUGUGUAUGGAGGAGAGAUGUUAAUUCCUGCAGCUUGUGGCCUUCCUCCUUUUUGCCAAAAGAGAAUGGAUUUUGAGGGAGCGCAUACUCUGCUGCCCAGAAGGAAAAAGCUUUAGCAGCUCAAGGCACAUGAAUUUAGCACAUCUUAAAGGCCCAGACGGAACCAAUGCAGAAAAGCUUUUCCUCUGGACUCGGGUGUUAUGAGGUGCAGUGUGAUGCUGUUUGUGCGUACACAGAGCCCGCACGUCGUCGUCAUUUCUGCAGCGACAUCUGUACAGUAGCUGCAGCGAACAUCCUAUCCCUGUCCAGUUGCCGUACAGUAGUGUCAGAGAUGAGAAAUAGGUGCUGUCCUCUGUAGUGUUAGGUGGAUGCUCUUUGUCUGUUAUAGCACUUCAGGUAUCACCACGUCAAGUCACGCAGCCCUUCUCUUAAAGGAGUGCUUGACCUGCAUGCCCUCCCGUUAAAACAUUGAGCACUGAUUCAAUAUGAAAGAGAACUACUCAAAGUCUAGUGCUUUUGCCGGUGGAGUGGUGCUGGUCUGCAGGAAUCUCAGUGCUUUGGGAAGAGCAGCCCUGUGGUUAGUGCCAAGGAAUGCUGAAGGUGCUGUACUCCAAGUAGAACUAUGUUUUUAAAUAAUUUGGUCCUGAAAUAAAUUCUUCCCUCCCCCGCAGUUUAUGUGGAAGCAGACUGGAUCCAAGGCAGGGUAGGAGUCAUCAGGCAAAAUCUAAAAAUCCAUCUCUUGGUUUUGAGGGUUGGAGUAGUCCCCAACACUCAGCCCUUUCUGAGGGUGAGGUGAAAGCAGACCCCAAAAGAUUCCUAGCAGGGAUGCGAGGUUGGGAAUGGGACUGUGGAGUCACAAGGCUGAUGCUGGUAGCUGAGAACAUGCAUGCGGGAGCAGGGCCUGGGAUUUCCAUUCCCAGCCUUUGAGGCAGGCUCUGCGACAGCAUAGAUACCAAUGAGUUUCCUGGGGCAUUGUGCUCCCCUCUACCAAGCGGGUGGUCUGCUGACGCCUCUCAAGAAAAUUGCCACAUACUGAGCUCGUAGGAGUCCUCAGGAAGAAGUGCUGCCUGAACACCGAGGAGAAUCGUGCCAUAAAAAAGCCACAGGAGUCAAUCUGCCCAGAGUUUCUCUUGAGAGCUGGUGCUGGACAAUGCAUAUCCAACCCACUUGAAAACAUGCUGCGUACUUUAAAUGAGGGUCCCAGAGUAGCCAGCAGAACCCAUUCUACUUGUCUUUUUGGGGCCACUCUGUAUAUUCUGAAGAGAGUUCAGACAUGGGGGAAGUGUGGGAGCUGCUCUUCAGACGGUUCACACACACUUCUCUCACCCGCAGACUCAGCCAUUUCCGUUUUUGCGUGGAGUGCAGAAGUUGUUUCUGUGCACUGGGACAGAUGUACUGCAAAGUGGCUUCUGUUCACAAGACAAUGCAGCCAGCCCUGUGACUGAAACCUCUUGUCCCUUCAGCAAACGUCUUGUAGAGAAGCUGUCCCC